UUUGACGAGAGUUAAACAUCCUGUCAAAUCUGGCAACAACAAAGUGGGCGGAAACUUUUUACUUGAUUUAUCUGUUUUCAGACCAUUUCUCCUUUCAUUUCUCUAAGUAAUGCAUACCAAACACGACAUUAUGGCUAUUUUAAACUUGUAAUAUUUAUUUAUAACCUAAUGUAUACUUUUUUACUGUCGAAUUUGGUGCUUGCGACACAGAAAUCGACUUUUGCUGCUUGUUAGCUCAUGUAGCUUGUCAUGUUAGCAUACCGUCAGUUUUUGACAACAACAAAUAACGUCUGUCACGUUUAUAUCGAUUAUUUCAAAGACUGUGAACAACGCCCGAGACGGUAUUGAGGAAAUUUAAAGUCCAAGAUGUCUAUGAAGUGCGGGGACUCUGCGUUUACAGGCAGCUACGAUGUUGGUUCGUUUCCCAAAAGUUUUGGUUACGGGGCGGAGGAGGGAGACAUGGAGGAGAACUGUGCUCCUCCUGACAAACCCAGGAUUCUGCUGAUGGGACUCAGACGCAGCGGGAAGUCCUCUAUACAAAAGGUUGUUUUCCAUAAAAUGUCGCCCAACGAGACCUUGUUCCUGGAGAGCACCAACAAAAUCUACAAGGAUGACAUCUCCAGCAGCUCCUUCGUCAACUUCCAGAUCUGGGACUUUCCUGGACAGGUGGAUUUCUUCGACCCCACGUUUGACAGCGAGAUGAUCUUCAAGGGAACCGGAGCUCUGAUCUUUGUCAUUGACGCCCAGGACGACUACGUGGAGGCUCUCGGUCGGUUACACCUGACGGUGUCCAGAGCCUACAAAGUCAACCCCGACAUCAACUUUGAGGUUUUUAUCCAUAAAGUAGACGGACUGUCUGACGACCACAAAAUAGAAACGCAGAGAGACAUCCACCAGAGGGCGAACGAUGACCUGGCUGAUGCCAACCUGGAGAAGGUUCAUCUCAGCUUCUACCUGACCAGCAUCUACGACCACUCCAUAUUUGAGGCCUUCAGUAAAGUCGUCCAGAAGCUGAUUCCUCAGUUACCCACAUUGGAAAACCUUCUGAACAUUUUUAUAUCGCAUUCUGGGAUUGAGAAAGCCUUCCUGUUCGACGUGGUCAGUAAGAUCUACAUCGCCACCGACAGCUCACCCGUGGACAUGCAAUCGUACGAAAUCUGCUGCGACAUGAUUGACGUGGUCAUCGACGUCUCCUGCAUUUACGGACUGGUGGAGGACGGCAGCGGCUGUGCUUAUGACAAGGAGUCUCUGGCCAUCAUCAAACUCAACAACACGACAGUUCUGUAUCUGAAGGAGGUCACCAAGUUCCUGGCUCUGGUCUGCAUCCUCAGAGAGGAGAGCUUCGAGAGGAAAGGUCUGAUCGAGUACAACUUCCACUGCUUCAGAAAAGCCAUCCACGAGGUGUUUGAAGUCGGCAACUCAGUCCACAGCGCCCACUGGAGGUCGGCCGACUCGCCCAGCGGCAGCCUGAGUGGAUUAAAUUACGCCUCCCUGAACGGAAACAACAUUUAAAGAGGAGAAAAAAAGGAAAGAAAAAAGAAGAAAAGUGUUACACUUGAUGGUUUGGGUUUGAAUGAAGUGCAGCUGAGGUCAUGAUGUAAAGGCACUUGUUUUUGAGCCCUGCAGAUGUUGCCUCUGUGUGAACGGACUCAGGAAACAGCUGAAGAACUGGAGACAGAACAAAAUGAAAAACAAAAAACGAUGCAACAGUCUGGACCGACAAAUGAGCCCCUGAGAAGAAGAAGAAGAAAAAGAAGAAGAAAGAAAGAAAGAAUGAUCUUUUAUUCUGUGCACAGAACAGCAUGAAUUCAGUGAAACAGAUUAUUUAAUAUAUAUAUAUACAGUAUAUAUAUCUAUAUUUUUUAACAACAGCAUGUGUGGCUUCAACACUUUGCUGUCACGAUAAUGAAAGCUCAAAGUUGACACUACAACCACUACAUCUCUUUAGCUCUCCUCCGUAGCAUCUAACUGCUAACAUUUGACACUUUGUUUCUUUAGCUUCUUUUAACGACACUUCACGCUUCUGUUUGUUAUUGUUUUUAUGCUGUGAAUCCUGACUGUUACAAAUCAUUUAGAGUUUUAUUUUUAUUGUGUGCUAAAUACUUGAUCAAUAAAACAACAGUAUAUUUGGUAUUUAUUGAGUCCCUGCUGUGACCUUAAAUCCAGAAGGUUCUGGGGUCGUGAACCGAAGGAAUUGCAAAAAAUGUGAGUUAACUUCGUUAGAAAAUCCUAGUCUUGCUACAGUUUGUUUAUAUAUAAUCGAUAAAUUCCCCAUAUAAUAAUGAAAACAUUCACAAUAAACCGAAAAAGGUCAUUUGAUAUCCCGGUUUCGACAGUUUACUAUUAGUAGUGCAUUACUUCGAACAGUAGAGGGCAGCAUUUCAUCGUGUUACAUUUAGCGUAUCAAGGCGCGGUGAUGCUGGAACAGUAAAUCCAACUUUCUCAGUCUUUUUUAAUCAAAUCCUGCACAAAGAGCCAACAGGUUAUUACCAGCUCCUGUAAACAAAGUGAAAAUCACCACUUUGGACGUGAAAAUUCUUUAUUACAUCAUUCUCCUGUAGUCCACGGCCCACUGUAAUGGAUGAUGGCAGGACGGAGCCGCAACUGAAACCUCUAAUCGUCCCCAGAAGCUGCUGCUCCACCGCUGUGGAAAAUAGAGCUCAAUGAGCAGGAAAAUGAUCUCUCUGUCUGUCUUUUCUUCUUCUUUUUUACCUUCACUAUCCGGCAGUCUGCCUCCAACCACAGAGGGAGAAGAAGAGUUAAGACCAUUAGGAACAUUCAUGAGUUCUACACAGACAGAGAUAAACGACACCGUGGUUUCUGUUACAUCAGCAGCAGCAAAACCUCCAGCUGUGGCUCCACUGUAGCAGCAGCAGCAGUGACAACAGCAGCAUCAGAUCCAGCUGAGAUUCUCCUUCUCCAGAACCUUCUCCAGAACCUUCUCCAGAACCUUCUCCAGCUGCUAUAGAUAAAGCUCCACAGG
Molecule: messenger RNA, 2983 nt
Organism: Cynoglossus semilaevis (tongue sole)
Lineage: Eukaryota; Metazoa; Chordata; Actinopteri; Pleuronectiformes; Cynoglossidae
Gene: rragcb
Product: Ras-related GTP binding Cb
Exons: 9
Coding region: 367-1512 (381 amino acids)
Biological process (GO): negative regulation of autophagy; positive regulation of TORC1 signaling; cellular response to starvation
Cellular component (GO): Gtr1-Gtr2 GTPase complex; nucleus; lysosome
Molecular function (GO): GTP binding; GTPase activity
Source: RefSeq, a predicted model, not a curated record